AUCCCUUCUCUGCGCUCAAGUAGCAGAACCCAGCUUCCGCGUCAUUGAAUUCGGACCCACGGCCCCACCCGCGAGGGCGCCGGACCCCUUUUUCUGAAGGCCAGCCAGUAGCAGCGUCCUCGGGCACGCUCCCACUGCUUCUGCCAUUUGCCGACUGCGAAUAUCGUGGCGUCGUCAGUGGGAGCCGCGGCCGCUGCAGCCGCCGCGGUCGCCGCAGCUCAAGCCCGGCGGGACCUCCGCACUCACACCGGCAGUAGCAGCAACAGCGGGAGCAGCAGCGGCAGUAGCACAGGCGACAACACAGGCAGCGAUACGGCAGCAGCACGUGGCUACGGCGGUGGGGACCUGAGGUCGAGCGCGGAGGCAGUGCGUCACGGCGGCGCAGGCCGAAUGCCGCCCUCCGACGCCGGGUCGCGAAGCCCCGGCAUGAGUGGUGGUGUUGGUGGUGGUGGCGGCGACGGCGGUCAUCUUGACAGGCGGAUGAGGGGCGGCGUGGGUGGCAAUGGGCUGUGGCACCCGCCGCCGCCGCAGCCCCUUCAACAGCAACAACAGCAGCAGCAGCAGCAGCAACAACAGCAGCAGCAGCAGCAGCAGCAGCAGCAGCAGCAGCAGCAGCAGCAGCAGCAGCAGCAGCAGCAGCAGCAGCAGCAGCAACAACAGCAGCAGCCGCCCCUUCAACAGCAGCAGCAGCCGCCACGGGGCGUCUUCCCCGGGCUCCAGCACAAGGCCACGCCCUACCCAGACCGGCACGCACACACGCUCCAGCCCCACCCGCCGCGCCCGCACCCCCACCCCCAGGCCGCCAGCCCCGCCGCCGCCCCGCCGCACCUCUCCCCCGCGCCCUCCGACGAACUCCCUCCCGCCGCCGCCCCAGCCUCGCGCGGCGCCGCCGCCGCCCACCCCACCGCCCCCAUCCCGAUCCCCACCCCCACCCCCACCCCCACCUCCGCCUUCCCCUCCGCCUUCUCAACCGCCGCCGCCUUUUCAACCACCGACGCCGCCGGCGGCGCCGCCGCCGCCAGCCCCGACGCCAACCCUGCCGCCGUGUCAGCUCAGUGGCACCGGGAUGAGGAGCGGCGGCGGCGCAACCUGCUGCUGAGUGCGCGACUGCAGAGCGGCGAGGUGCAGGGCGUGACGGGGGGGCUGGCGCCGCCACCGGUGCGGGACGCCGAGGGAGAGAUGGCCCUGGAGCUAGCGGUGCCCGAGGCCUACGGAUACGCCGGCGGCAGCACUGGCGGCGGCGCCGUGACCGGCGGCGGCGGCGGCCGCCUGAAGCACGCCAGCAGCCUCGACGACACCGGCGCCGCCACCGGCUACAACACCGGCAGCGGCAGUGGCGGCGGCAGCAGCCGUCCAAGCGGCGCCGCCGGCGAGAGCGGCGGCCGCCAAAGCGGCGGCUGGGCGGCGGCGCUGAUUCACCGCAUGCAGCGAGCCGCCAGUGGCGUCACCGCCGCCGCUGACGCGCCUGAAAGGACCACAACCUCGGAGCCUUACUCCCCGAAUGCUACUGCCGCUGCCGCCGAGGCCGGUGCAGCUGACGCCGCGGCCACCGGUGCUGGCGGUGCUACUGCCGCCGCCGCCGUCGCCGCCGCGGAGAGUGGCGGCGGCGGCGGCGGCGCGUACGGCGACCUGCUUGCUCCUCUGGCUCCUGAGCAGCAGGUGGUGUUGCGGUUCGACCACAUCAGCUCUUUUGUGUCGGCGCAGCUACAGCCGCCGUCGGCACGGCAGCGGCUGCAGCAGGCGGCGGCGUGGGUCGGCAGCUGCUGGGGCAGCAGCCGUGGCGGCGCCGCCGCCGGCAGUAGCGGCAGUAGCAGCAGCAAAGGCGGCGGCAGUAGCAGGAAUGGCAGCGGUGGCAAACCUGGAGGCGGCAAAGGAGCAGGAGCAGGCGGGGGAGGAGGUGGAGGUGGAGCGGCUGCGGCGGCUGCGGCGGCGGCUGGCUCGGUUGUGCCGCGGCGCCAGAUCCUGUUCGACGUGUCCGGCCGUGUGGUGCCGGGCGAGGUGUUGGCGCUGAUGGGCCCUAGCGGCAGUGGCAAGACCAGCCUGCUGAGUGUGCUGGGCGGUCGGGCGCCGCCGGCAGUGACGGUGGCGGGCGCGGUGACGGUGGCGGGCUCGCCGCUGAGUAAGGGGGUGCGGAGGCAGAUUGGGUUCGUGCUGCAGGACGACGUGCUUUAUGAGUCGCUGACGGUGCAUGAGACGCUGCUGUACGCGGGUCUGCUGCGGCUGCCGCGGGGGAUGGCGGCGGCGGAGAAGCGGCGGCGGGUGGAGGGCGUGAUGCGGGGACUGGGGCUGGCGAGGAGCAGGGACACCAUCAUCGGCGGCUUCUUCCGGAGGGGCAUCUCGGGCGGCGAGCGCAAGCGGGUGUCGGUGGGUCACGAGCUGCUCAUCAACCCGGCAGUGCUCAUGUUGGACGAGCCCACCAGCGGCCUGGACUCCACCACGGCCCUACACCUGGUGCAGCUGCUGCGGCAGCUGGCUGCGGGCGGUCGCGCGGUGGUCACCACCAUCCACCAGCCCAGCAGCCGGCUGUAUGUGCGGCUGGACCGCGUGAUGCUGCUGGCGGAGGGACACGUCCUGUACUGCGGGGACGCAAACAUGGUGGGGGACUGGUUCGGGCGGCUGGGGUUUGGGCUGCCGUACGGCGUGUCACUGGCGGACUUCAUCUUGGACUGCGCCACGGGCGAGGUGGCGGCCAGCCAGGAGGCGGCGGACCAGGCGGCGGCGGGCCUGGGCCGCCGCGGCUCCGCCUCCCACACCGCCGCCAUGGCCUCCCACGGCGCCAACGGCGGCGGCUCCGGACACGGCGGCAGUAGCAGCAGCAACGCCGCUACUGCCGCUGCUACUGCCGCUGCUACUGCCCAGCCGGCGCUGCAGCUGCCACCGGUGCAGGCGGUGGCGGGGCUUAGUGGCCGCUCGGCGCUCGUGUCGCUGUACACCACAUUUGAGCGCUGGUACGCGCAGCACCCCGACGGCCUGACGCGGCGCGAGCAGCUGUGGCACGUGCGGCUACAGCUGGUGGAGGCGGGGGCAGCAGGCGGCAGCGUGCGGGGGGGAGCAGCAGCAGGAGGAGGGACAGGAGGUGGUGUGUCGCCGGUGCCGGAGGCGGCAGAGGACCUGUCGCCUUCGGGCGCCGAGGACGCCUCGCCCCGCUCUGAAGGCGACAAGGACAAGAAGCAGCAGGGCGAGCAAGAGCUAAGCAAGCAGCAGCAGCAGCAGCAGCAGCAGCAGCAGCAGCAGCAGCAGCAGCAGCAGCAGCAGCAGCAGCAGCAGCAGCCGGUGGCUGACGGCGGUGGCGGCGGCGGCGGCAGUAGCAGCAGCCAGCGGGCCGCGGCCGCCGCCGCCAGUCCCUUUGCAAUAGCGGGCAUGGCGGCACCAGCUGGUGAAGCUGCCGCCGCCGAUGCUGCUGCCGUUAAAGAUGGCAACAACGGCGGCGGCGGCGGCGGCGGCGGCGGCGGCAAGGGCAAGGGCAUUCCUGGUGGAGGUGGCGGUGGCGGCGGCGGCCGUGGCGGUGCAACUUAUUGGCAGCAGAUCCGCAUCCUCACCACCCGCGCCAUCAAAGUCCGAAGGUUUGAGUCGUUGUCGGGUCAGAACCUGGGUCAGCUGGUGGCGGUGGCGCUCAUCACAGGGCUGCUGUGGUUCCAGCGGGGCCGCGGCGCCAGCAUCGGGGUGGGCGCGGACGUGACUGGGCUGCUGUUCUUCGAGCUGCUGUUCCCCAGCUUCAGGUCUCUGUUCUCGGCGCUGUUCACAUUCCCCAACGAGUACCGCAUGCUCAAGAAGGAGCGGCCCGCGGGCAUGUACCGGCUGUCGGCCUACUACGCCGCCCGCACCGCCUCCGACCUGCCCAUUGAGCUCAUCUACCCCUCGCUCUUCAUCAUCAUCGUCUACUGGCUGGGAGGACUGCGGCCCAGCGCGGGCGCCUUCUUCGCCAACUGGGCCGCCAUGCUGCUUGUGGUGCUGCUGGCCCAGAGCUGGGGACUGCUGUUCGGAGGGACCUUCAUGGACCCUAAGAGCGCGCAGACAGUCACCACUGUUGUUAUGCUGACGUUCCUGCUUGUGGGCGGCUUUUACGUGAAGCAGGUGCCGGUGUGGAUAGGCUGGAUCAAGUACAUUAGCUUCGUGUACUGGGGUUACAACCUGAUGCUCAAAAUCCAGUUCGGCGGCGCCACCUACCUGGGGGCCGGCGGCGAGCCCGUCAAUGUGCAGCACUCUCUGGGCCUGCCCACGGACCCCAACUCCAGCACUGCGCCCGAGGUGCUUGUGCUGCUGGCAAUGCUGGUCAUACUGAGGAGCUUGACCUACGUCGUGUUGCGACACAAAACCGAGGUGCGCCAGCCCAAGCAGCCGGCGGCGGUGGCGGCGGCGAUGGCGGCAGGUGGCGUGGCGGGCGGCGGCGGCGGGAACGGAGGGGGCAAGCCGGCGGGUGCAGCGGCGGCGGGUGCGGGGAGGGCGACGGCGGCAGGGCAGGGUGAGGCCAGGCGGCAGAGGGAGCUGACGGGAGGGGAGAAGGUGGCGGGGCCGGUUGCAGGUGGCGGCGGCGGCGGCGGCGGCGGCGGCGGCGGCAGCAGCGGCGGCCGGGUGUGAGGUUAGCUAGGCCUCGCUCGGAUGUAGCCGGUGGCGGUAUGGUGGGCGUGUAUGCCGGUCCCGGCAAGAAGCGUGGCCAACGCCGCCGGUAGAGGUGCGAGACACACAAUGUUUCAAGCGAGGGGCCGCGCGACUGGUUUGGCGCGUGCCCAUGUUCGUUGAUGUAAUGCUACUGGCGAGAGGAAUACAUUCGGUAUGAAAAGUCAUACGUGCGGGGUACGGGGUACAGCAAUUCAUGUACGGCAAUGGCUGGAACGGACAUGACGUGAGGGAAGGGGUGACGUACUUUCGGGGCCGCAGUGAAGCAGGCGAAGGUCAAGGUGUGCUAAUGUCCAUGCUGACAUCAGCACGUGCAGCUUGCGAAGUGGUGAAGGUCAUGGACUCAUGGUGAGGGGCAAGGUGAAGGUGUUAAGUUGUGGUGUGAGUGCAGUGCCGUUAUGCAAAGCGCUACUGAGCAGUUGCGCGAUGGGAUCUACAGACGCGCCAGGGCAGGCCGGCAGGGGAGGGGGCGAGGGAGGGGGGGCCGCAGUCCCGGUGAUGCUUGCAUGGUUGCACCAGCGUGCUUGGCUUUGCCUGGGCCUCUGGCUGCGGUAGGUGUGACACAUGUGUGAUACAUUCGACAUAUGUGCAGUAAUGUGCGUUAGCGUUGCCCGGCUGUAUGGGGGCAUCGAGCUGUAUGUAUGGCAGUAUGGGGUGUGUAAGGGUGGUGACGUGUGUUCAGGUCUGUUGGCGCAUGUCGAUUGUUUCGUUGGUCUGUUCGAUAGGUGGUGAGAGGUUGAGCGCCGUGGGGGUGUCGAGGCGCUGUGGCAGCACUGUGGUGUUGGGUGCCAGAGCCCAGGGCAAGUGCACAGCUG
Chlamydomonas reinhardtii is the source of this 5432-nucleotide messenger RNA. RefSeq lists its product as uncharacterized. NCBI's taxonomy places the organism in Eukaryota, Viridiplantae, Chlorophyta, Chlorophyceae, Chlamydomonadales, Chlamydomonadaceae. Gene Ontology annotation, molecular function: ABC-type transporter activity; ATP hydrolysis activity; ATP binding. The transcript is spliced from 19 exons. Gene Ontology annotation, cellular component: membrane. The coding region runs from base 391 to 4578 and encodes 1395 amino acids. The record is from RefSeq and is a predicted model, not a curated record.